AUGUCCAAGUUCGGUGUAUUGGUAAUGGGCCCUGCGGGCGCUGGGAAAACCACCUUUUGCAAUGCCGUCAUUCAACAUCUCCAGCAUACGCGCCGAAGUUGUUUCUACGUCAACCUGGACCCGGCCGCUGAAAGCUUCAGCUAUGAACCUGACUUGGACAUCCGCGAACUGAUCACUUUGGAAGAUGUUAUGGAGGAAAUGGGCCUGGGGCCCAAUGGAGGUCUUAUCUAUUGCUUUGAGUUCCUCCUGCAAAAUUUGGACUUUCUCUCAGAAGCCUUGGAUCCGUUGAGCGAAGAAUACCUGAUUAUCUUCGAUAUGCCGGGCCAGAUCGAGCUCUACACACAUAUACCCCUCCUGCCAUCACUGGUACAGUUUCUGUCGCGUGCGGGGCCCCUGAACAUCAACCUCUGCGCGGCGUAUCUCCUCGAAAGUACCUUUGUCGUUGACAAAGCCAAGUUCUUUGCCGGCACCUUAAGUGCCAUGUCCGCAAUGCUGAUGCUCGAGAUGCCCCACGUAAAUAUUCUGACUAAGAUGGAUCAGGUCCGGGACAUGGUGACUCGCAAAGAAUUAAAGAGAUUCACCAAUGUGGACGUACAGUUGCUGCAGGAUGAUGAUGCCGAUGCGAUGGGAGACCCGUCGUCCAAAGAUACAUUGCUCAGCGGUGGCUCCUUUAAGCAGCUCAACCGGGCUGUCGGCCAACUCAUCGAUGACUUCAGUAUGGUCUCAUUUCUGCAAUUGGAUGUGCAGGACGAGGAUAGUGUCGCCGCUGUUCUGAGCCAUAUCGACGAUGCCACUCAGUUCCAUGAAGCGCAAGAACCACGCGAGCCCAACGAUGAGCAGGAAGUUAAUUACGAGGAUGCAGACAUAUGA
Aspergillus bombycis is the source of this 870-nucleotide messenger RNA. Its product is annotated as putative signal sequence-binding GTPase GPN3. The coding region runs from base 1 to 870 and encodes 289 amino acids. The transcript has a single exon. Gene Ontology annotation, molecular function: GTPase activity. Lineage: Eukaryota; Fungi; Ascomycota; Eurotiomycetes; Eurotiales; Aspergillaceae. The record is from RefSeq and is a predicted model, not a curated record.